Molecule: messenger RNA, 5764 nt
Organism: Spodoptera exigua (beet armyworm)
Lineage: Eukaryota; Metazoa; Arthropoda; Insecta; Lepidoptera; Noctuidae
Source: the annotation of a GenBank genome assembly
AGGUUGUUCUUUAGUCUAUGGUUUGAUUGGGUGUUGAGGAAGGUGUUUGUUGAGUGUUGAUCAUAAGUACGGAGGUCGCGGAAUGCUGUUUAUUUAUUGUUAUUAAUUUAUAAUUUGUGCGUCUAACAAACAAUAUAACAUCAAGAUGGCGCCAAUGCGCGGCGAGCGGGGCGGAUCUCCAGCACGAGGCGCACGCGCAUCUCUGCCGCUUCCGCGCCGUUUGAUUCGCCAGAUCGCGCGGCAUGUAGCCUCCAGUGGCCGUUCGUUACGACGCCUAGAGGUGUCGGGCAGGGUCAUUGACAAUUUCGAUGACAUUGAGGAUGCAUCCGACGAGUCCGAUAUGGAACAACCACAACCUGCGGUGGCUUGCGGAGGCAACGCUGGCAACCUGCCGCCCGCUGACCACGACGACGACCUCACCAGUUUGAGCUGGCUGCAAGACAGGAAUUUACUUAGAGGAAUCAAUCUUACAAAAAGCGGAGUCGAUAUGGAAGACACGAAAAUGGUUGAUAACCAAAUUAUUGUCAAGAGGGAGAUAAAAACACCACCGCCUGUGGCGCGAGUCCCUUCACCCCCUCGCACCCCAUGCAAGGCGCCCCCCUCACCCCCGGCCAACACACACACGAAACCCCCCUAUUCCUUCUCGUGUCUCAUAUUUAUGGCCAUCGAGGCAGCUCCGGCGCGCGCCUUACCUGUGAAGGAGAUCUACGCGUGGAUCGUGCGCCACUUCCCCUACUUCAGACAUGCACCACAAGGCUGGAAGAACAGCGUCAGGCAUAAUCUAUCGCUUAACAAGUGCUUCCAUAAGGUGGCAGCUGCUCCUGGACUCGGUAAAGGUUCGCUUUGGACGGUAGAUCCACAGCAUCGCGCCUCGUUAUUACAGGCGUUUGGUAGACAACCAAUACCAGCAGUGGGCGAUGUGGUAGAGAACCCUGAGCCAGUGCAAGAGAACGGUACUCGAGUGUCAUUGCUGGCACGCCGCCUGGCCGACCCUGAGCCCGGCGCUGAUGAGUACCUUGCAGCCGCCACUGUACUCGCCAUGAAGUACGGACCUGCUGUACUCGACCAGUUGCCGCCGGCAGCGCACCUGGUGAUCUCCCGGUGCGCGCGCGACGAGCACUCGUACAGCGGCGGCGAGGAGCGCCGCACGGCCGAGGCGCUCCUUAACCUCGCCGGCGUACGCUCUGAGCCCGCGCCCAGCUAGCUCGCCCAUCUCGCGACCUGCUAGCUCGCCCGGCCGCCCGUUGACCUAGCUCGCCCGCCGCCUCGCGACUAGCUAGCUUCGGCAUCAGCUCCGCAGCCCUGCUGUCCCCGGUUCGUAUCCACGCACCACUGACAGUUACGCCCCCAAACUGCGGAUCACUGCUUCCCUUGUGUAUUCUCACGCAUUCAUCAUAUUCAGAUACAAACGUUGCGCCUGUAGGUUCAGUAAUAGAACUCAAUUAUGUCAAAUCAGACAAGAGUCACAAAAAAUAUGCAAAUGUGAUAAUUGCGCCAAAGUAUGUUUUGCGCAAACUGAUUUCUCUUUUGUGCAAUGGAUUCUAACAAAAAUACUUACGACCUCUUUUGAACUUUGAGUAUCCAUUACUGUUACCUACAUUUCGGGUGUUAUAAACAAACCACGCUACCAAUUUUACCCUUUUUAUUUAUUUCAAUAACUUUUUACAAUAAUUAUAUAGAAGGUAAAGUUAUUUUGCGACAAAGUGCAGCGCUUCUAAUUAUGUUUUGUUUAAUAUUUUUCAUAAGUAUCGAAUACUUUCAUUGUGCAAUUUGCAAUGCUUAUUUUGAGGGCACUAUCGUAAUUUGUUGGAUAAUAAUUCUAAAAUUAUAAUAAGUUAAUGUAUCAAUUGUAUUAAAUUAAAUUAAAAAUGUAAUUUCUCGGGGCAAAGCCCCUUAAAGUUCAGUGGUUUAUAUUGACAUACAUAUUAUUAUUAAUUCGUAGAACGAAGCAUUUGUUAAAAAUAAAACAUUUUGACAGUAUCUGAUUCUGUUGUCGCAAAUGAUAAAUAAAAUAGACAAGAAAGUUUACCAUUCUCUAGUCCAAUAAAGACAAUUCAUAUAAGCAAAUCUCGACGAGAUACACAAAUUUCUUUACUAUGUUUAAAUUAUAUUCAAUAGAUAUCGUGCUUAGGUAAAAUGGCUCACUUGCUGUAUAGUUAGUACCUAUGUUCUCAUUCAAUAUAUUUUCCAAGUGUAAAACAUCACAUUUAUCAUAAGACGAGUGUUGCGAACCAUGUCGCAUGUCGCUAGAAUAAUUACACUUUACCUAAUAGUAGAUACUUAACAGUGAUAGAUGUGAUACUACUGAUACUAUUUACUAUGAAAUAUUUUAUUUAAAAGAUGGAAAAUAGUUGAAUAGCAACUCCCUAUAUGCAUUUAGGUUUUCCCCAUUUACUAAUAGUCAAUCAAUCGUAAUAUAUUGUAAGAAUUAAUUAUUCUAUACAUUAUAAUUUUAAAGUAAUAUAGCGUUCCCGUAUUUCCGUCGAUCAAUUUUGAUUGUUUGCCGAAUGUUGCCAGAGUAUUGUAUGAGUUAACGUUUUAUAAAAAUUGCUUUUGUGCAUGAAGAAGGCGGAAGUGUGGCGCAUGAUAGAUUUUAAGUUAUAAUUACUGUUUGUUAUGUCAUCAUGUGUACCUGCACGUUCAGGCAGGACACAGUCGCCGGUAAGUAUAUUUAUUUAUAAAUUCCCUAUAUAAGUGAGCAAUAUAAAAAUGUAUAAUUCUAUAUAACACUCCUUGUGAUCUGAACAUACAAAUAUUGUAUACAGGGCGAUCAAAAUGUAUUUUAAUAUAUAAAAAUGUGUUACUCCCGAAAGUGAUAGCACAUGUAUAUAUUUACAUGAUAGCAGAUACAUGCAUUAGCCAUAAGCAAGCCGUAUUUUGUGUUCAUAUAAAAGGGAACUACUUCAUACAAUCGCCUACAGUGUUAACACGAAACUUAUUUAUCAUAUUGAUAAGGACUUAACUUUGUAUCUGUGCGUGAUUAGAUGAACAGUGUACUCAAAUAAUUUUACCGAAAUAUUUACUAGCUCGUAGACAGUUCCCGUUGUCUCGCAGUUAAGAAUUAGUGUGUAAUGGCAUUCGCCGCAGAUAUAGAGAAAUUUUAUUCAUUAUAGUAAUGUGUAACUAUUAAUUUUCGAUAUAUUGUAUAGAUGCUUCCUCUCUAGAGACUUGAUGAAUCACUACCGUAAAUAAAUCUCUAAUUAAUACCUACAAGACGAUGCAUUACAACUAGAUCCAAGUCAAUCUGAAUCAUCCUUGCAAACAGAUUGCACGUUACCAUUUUAGAACAAUUUUCAUUGUAAUGAAAUGUCAUAAAGUUAUGGAUGACGAAUGAGUGCUGCUAUUUACAUAGCCAAAACUAUAUCUAUUAUAUCUUGUAUUGGUGUGGCUAAAUUGCUAAUGUAUAAACUAUUGAUUAAGUAGAAUAUACUUGGUACAGGCCGGUUUCUCUCAAGUGCCUACUAAAAUGCUUCUAUUCUAUCGUUAGAGAAUUAUAACUGGAGUACGGAGUGUCGUUAGAGAGGACGAGUGCCGGAUUAAAUACCAUUGGAAUGCCUGUACAUACACUUUUACAUGACGAAGAAGGGACAGAAACAUGAAUGUUUACAUACUACUUAAUAUAACACCAAAAUAACUAGUGAUAAGUAGGCUGUGACAUACUUAGACUAAAAUAACGUGUGUUUAGUCCCAAUAGCAAAAACAAACAAAUAAUCCUUUCGAAAUGAGUAUUUAUCUGGCGCUCACGGCAAAGCCUUGGAAGAAUACACCAAAUAGAGUUAAUUGUGAUAAAACUUCAGUUUAGUUUAAAUGUCUCGUAAUAUUAGUCGGGUUUUUGGUAAAAUAAUAACUGUCCAAUUAUUUUCGUCGCCACAGUUUAUAAACAAUGUAUCGUCACGUAUAUUGUACUAAGGAAACAUAAUUUAUAUAUAAGCUAUGUAUAAUAAAGCAGAAAGACAAGUAAACUGUGGUGUCGGAACGUCUUAAGUUGUAUCUUAAGCUACUGUAUAUUUAUUUGAAUGGCUUGAUUAGUACAAUUUCAUUGGUGUUUCGUCGUGUUUACGCGUAGGAAGUACUAGACUGAUGCAAUGACUGAUUUGUGAUGAAGCAAUAUUAUUUAUUAGUGAAAUUGAUAUGUAUACUUUUUCGUUUCCCCGAACCUACGACUUUGUUUAUCGUGAGCGUAACGUUACGCGGUGUAACGGUUUAUUUUUGUUUUGUUUUAAAUGUAUGCCAAAUAGAUAUUUUCCACUAAAAUUAUCGAAUUCGCUAAUAAAUUUUGGUAUUAGUGAAAACAAAAAUGUUUAUGGAACAUGAUUUGGUACUUUUACAAGAAGUUUUGCGCGUGAAUUUAUAAUAUGACAGAAAUUAAGUAUAAAUAUUGACUCACAAAGUGCUUCUAAAUCGAUGGCGAAAUGCUCCGAAAUAUAUUUUCCAAUCCUUAUGAUUCGUUGACUUCCUCGUCACAUUGUUUUGUAGGCAAAUUAAUGGUCUAUGUGUGCCAAAUGUUUAUGAAAAUGAUAACAUUAUACCAUAUUGUAUCAAGCAAAUUCAAAUACCAGUAAUAUGAAUGUAUUUAUAUUGAUAAAAAUACUAUGUAACGCAUAGAUAGAUUAGGUCGUAAGUGAUAUUAUAGUAAUUAAUUUAAUUGCUAAAUAAUUAAAAUACAUACAUUUUUGCUGUAUUUAGGGGCGUCUUCCAUCUUACUCGUAUUGUUUUCUUUUUUAGAUUACUUCUGUUGGAGAGAAAAGUUGUCACGAUCGUUGUCAAGGCGACCAAAAGGUAGUAAAUAUUUGAUAUUGUACUUCCUCGAGGUCUGUAAGGAACAUCGAUGGACUGUUUUAAAAACUUGUCUUACAGCAUUGCAUUGAAAUGUACUGUGUAUAUGUAGCGAACAUUUGUGGGAACUUUUCUCUCUAGCCGUACACACUAGCCUUUCUUUCGGUGGUAUGUAGAUGAAAAUUUUACAGCAAUAAUUAGUAUCUAAUAGUAGUACUUUGCUGGUAGAUGCUACGUAUAUAAUUAUGUGUGAUAAAACGCGAUUUAUUUAUUAAUUGCUGUGUUUAAAUUAAAUUUUAUGAUCUUAAGCAACUUUCAAGCAAUAUGUUCACCUGUUAGGGUCACAGACCAACAAGCUUUUUUGAAAUAAUAGAAUGGUAUAUAUAAAUUUAUUUAAACAAACCAUUUGAGAGAUAGAAAUGUUAAAUCACAUUAAGUUGUUAAUGAUCAUAAAAUUCCUUUUAAAAGGUUAUAUCAAUAUGAUAUUAAAAUUGUUACGGCUCAUGUUCAAUGGUCAAAAAGAUUUUUUUAUCGAUUAAUUUAUUCUUAGGUUAAUUAGUGAUGCUGUUAUUAUUUGUUUGUAAAACGGAUUUUUAAAACAAAGUGUAUGUCUUUAUUUGAAUUAAGUGGUAUUUGUUUGGGAUUAUCGUUUUACGGACUAAGUUAUGACGUCACACCUGUAGAGGUCCGCAUGAUAUUAUGAAUAAUGUCACAUCGUGUCGGAUGUUAACUACUUAAUGGAUGUGUUUGAUGCGCCCUCUCAGCUGUGACGUCGCAACUCGCUGAAAGCUAGCCCUAUGUUGGUAUGUCCGAACUAUAUUUAAGUGUAAAAUUAAAUUAUUGUUGUUGUUGAUAUUUUGCCGGCUUUUGAACGACACCACUCUUUUAUUAAUAUUAUUGCUAUUGUUGAGAGUUAUUGCCAAAUUUUUAUUUGUCCUAAAAUCUUUUGUCUUUGUACAUAUCCAUUAAAUAAAUUAUGUACCGAGAA